AUGCCAACAAAACGCAAAGGGGCUGAUUUGAACCGUAAUACAAGUAAAUCUCGAAGCUUGCGAAAUAGAAGAUCCGAAAGAACCGAAGAACAAAUCCAGCAACAAAAUACUGAUGCACGUGUCAGAAUGGCGCAAUUGCGUCAAGAAGAGUCAGAAGACACACGAGCUGAACGCAAUGAAGUAAUAAGAUUAGAACAACGACAAUCACGCCGUUUCACAGUCAAUAGACGCAGAACAAAUGACCAACAACGACAACAGGUACAUCGAGCAUUUACAUCUGAUUCAUUCCUGCGUCUAGCAUUCCAGUAUGAGCCCGAUAUUGAAUAUUAUGCUCAUUCAAAAGUGGUAAUUGAUGCUAUGGACAAGGAAUGUCCGCAUUGUCAUGCUCUGAAAUUCAAAAAUGAGCCAGCUGGGGUGUAUUGCGCGUCAGGAAAAGUGCAACUACCUGAAAUUGAAACACCAUCUGAACCAUUGAACGGUUUACUUAUCGGCACGGAUCCAGAUUCUAACGUGUUCCUGAAGUCAAUUCGAACAUUCAAUUCAUGCUUUCAAAUGACAUCGUUCGAAGCAACAGAAAUAGUUCGAAAUACUAAUGCAACUGGUCAACAAUACAGUUCUACAUUCAAAAUCAGAGGCCAAGUUUAUCAUAAAAUGGGCUCACUGCUGCCAAUGCCAAACGAACCACAUACAUUUUUACAAAUCUACUUCAUGGGCGGCGAGGAUUCCGGAAGCGCACUUGCCAAUCGCGUGAAUGCACGUUGUGAUUAUAAUAACCUUGAUUCAUUUUAUGCCAGACGCAUCGUCAGCGAGCUGGAUGCUCUAUUGAAUGAGCACAACGAAUUGUUGAAAAUAUUCAAAUCACACAUGCACAAAUUACAAAGCGAUAAUCACGCUAUCGUCAUUAAUUCUGAUAAAACACCAGCUAGAGAGCAUAUUCGUAGAUUCAAUGCACCCGUUGUUGAUGAUGUUGCUGGAAUCAUGGUUGGCAACAAAUCCCAAGGUCAAACGAUGUCUAUUUGUGGCUUAGAUUUGAGAACACCAUGUUUUUCACACGGACAAUUAUACGUGGCAUGUUCUCGAGUGGGUAAACCAUCCAGUUUGUUUGUGUUAGCUAAAAAUGGACUAACAAAAAAUAUUGUUCACGCUAUAGCAUUAAGAGAUUGAUAUUUUUAAGGAAUAAAUUAUAAUAACUUAAAAAUAAUGUUUGCCUUUUGUUAUUUUUAUAUUCCCUCAUCAUUCACAGCACUCCAUGCCUCAUUCACUAAUUUACCACAUCCUUAAACACUUACAAUAAGUUAGUUAUUUAUUUUCUAGACUAUAGAUUCCCUAGAAAUAAUUUAUAUGGCAAAACAACGCUUGCUGGGACAGCAAGAUAA
Cinara cedri is the source of this 1376-nucleotide messenger RNA. Lineage: Eukaryota; Metazoa; Arthropoda; Insecta; Hemiptera; Aphididae. The record is from the annotation of a GenBank genome assembly.